GUUAGGACUUUUCUUUUUCCUGUUAUCCCUUCAAAAUAUCCCCGGUUCAGAUCCAUCCAGCUCUCUUUCAAUCGCUGAGCGACGAAACCCUAACCCUAAAAUCGCAGGGGUUUAUCCAUGGCAGCGCUCGGCGGCGGCGGCGGCAUGGAAGAGUCGGGAUUAGAUGACACCAGAUUUGAUGCAUCACAGUAUGCCUUUUUUGGCUACAAUGUGAUGGAGGAGAUUGAAUUGGGUGGAUUGGAAGAUGAUAAUGACAGCAACGCUGCUUUCGUUGGACUCAAUGGUGUUGAGCGCCCACUUUCUUCUCAAGAGAAUGCGCUAGAGGCUGAAGAUAUAGGUUUAUUUUCAGAUGUUGAUGAUCUUGCUAAUACAUUCUCAAAGCUGAGAAGAGAUGUUAAUGAACCAAAGCACAUUGGAAUAAAUAACCAUGGGGUUCUUUUUUCAAGAGAAAGUUCUACAGCAGCUGACUGGGCUCCGGAAUUUGAAUCCUUGUGCUGGCCUGAUCAGUAUGUGCUAGGCGCGAAGCAAGGGAAGGAUGGCAAUGGCUGGUGGUCUCAACAACAUCAUUCUUCUCACUUUGCUGAUUCCAGAUUGCACAGAACAUCCUCAUCCCCUCAGCAACAGGAACAACACAAUCCUAGUGAACCUGUUCGCGGACCAAGGCCAUCUCCUUUGCACCGGACAUCCUCAUACCCAGAAAAGGAGCCUCAAUACAAUCCUACUGAAGCCAUUCCUGCUCUAAAAUUACCAUACAUUUCACACCCUCCACCUGGUGGGCCACCCAAUUCAUUGCCUGGACAACCGCAUCAGAUGAACAUUCCACCUUUCAAUGAAUUUCAGAUGCAUAUGUCUGCACAAAGUGAAGCUCCACUCUCCCAGUUCCCUCAUGGAGGGACACCUCCAGAGUCAUUAUUUGGUGGAAACCUGGAUAAUAUAGUUUCAACAGGCUUUUCAACUAACAGCAGUGGACUACAAAAUCAUCUGCUGAAUAAUGGACAAUUUCCUAAGGAAGCUGCAAGGAUUAUGCCCAAUUUGGUGCAGAACCAUCUGCAAUGUCCAAAUGGAUUUGUCCCCCCUCAAAUGGUCCCAUUGCGCCAACAGCAUGGAAUGUUCCAAAUUCAGCAAUCUCCGCAACACUUAGCAAGGAUGCAGGCCCAGAUGUUUUGUCCCCAGCAUCCACCACGAAUGAUGAAUAGGUUUGAUAAUUUUGGGAUGCCUGAGUUGAGCGAUCCAAGGGCAAGAUCAUCAAUGCAACAUGGAAGGCAAGGCUUUCGUUUUCCUCUGCAAGGUUCUGAAUUUGGUACUAUGAGGAUGGAUAAUGGGAGGCCAAGGUUUAGAUCCAGGUACAUGUCUACGGAAGAACUUGAAAACAUUUCAAGAAUACAGCAUGCCGCCACUCACAUAAAUGAUCCAUACAUCGAUGAUUACUACCACCAAGCUUGUCUAGCCAGAAGAUCUGUGGAUGCAAGGUUGAAGCACCACUUCUUCCCAACCUUGAUCCGGGAUCCAUCUUCUCAUGCUCGCAGCAAGGAUGAGCCACAUGCAUACCUUAAGGUCGAUGCCCUUGGGAGACUCCCAUUUUCUUCCAUCCGGAGGCCACGUCCACUUCUUGAUGUUGAACCAGCUUCUACAACUGAUGAUAACACUCUUGAAAGGUCUGUUUCAAAGCCUCUGGAUCAGGAACCUAUGCUAGCUGCUAGGGUCACAGUUGAGGAUGGCCUCUGCCUACUACUUGAUAUAGAUGAUAUUGAUCGCUUGCUGCAAUUUAGCCAGCAGAUAGAUGGUGGUCUGCAACUUAGGAACAGAAGACAGUCUCUCCUUGGUCAGCUGGCAGAAUCACUUCAGUUGGUUGAUCCGCUAGGUCCAAAUAAAACUGAACAUUUGUCAGCAAAUGAUGAUUUGGUAUUCCUUCGCAUAGUUUCUCUACCUAAGGGUCGGAAACUACUGUCCCGCUAUCUCAACCUUAUGGUUCCUGGUAGUGACCUUGCACGGAUAGCUUGCAUGGCAGUCUUCCGGCAUCUGAGAUUUGUGUUUGGCAAUUUGCCCUCUGAUUGUGGUUCAGCUGAGACAGUUACUAAACUAGCCAGUGCUGUAGCUGCAUGUAUUUGUGGGAUGGACUUAAGUGGCCUCAGUGCUUGUCUUGCAGAAAUUGUGCGCUCGUCAGAGCAUCCGCCUCUUCGACCCCUUGGGAAUGCUGCUGGUGAUGGGGCUACUGCCAUCAUAAAGUCUGUUCUGGACAGGGCGACAGAGCUUCUUACUGAGCAGCUUGCUGCAUCAAACUACAGUGUUCCAAACCGAGCCCUAUGGCAAGCAUCGUUUAAUGCUUUUUUUGGGCUGCUUGCAAAGUACUGCGUAAGUAAAUUUGACAGCCUGGUUCAUACAAUGCACAAGCACCCUGCUGCUGCAACAGUGAUAAGCAGGGAACUGCCUAUUGAGCUUCUGCGUGCCAGUCUUCCUCAUACAGAUGAGCAACAGCGCAGACUAUUACUUGAGUUCGCCCAACGGUCUGUACCUGUCACUGGGCAUAAUUCUCACGGGGCUGCUGGUGGACCCAUGACAUCUGAAUCAGUCCCAAGUUGAGGUGGUCUCCCAGCAUAAGUUGAAGCAUUAGAUACAGUUUUUCUUCUAUCCUAUAAACUUGCACAAUGAAUUGGGCGUCCGAUGUGCCUUUCCCAUCAGAAAAGAGGUCAAAGAUGUGAUCUGUAAGGAGCACAAGCUACAAACUGAGUUGGAUGGAGUAUGGGCGCUGGCAGUAAUCUGGUUGUAUAUUUCCAGGUUUUCUUGGACUGAAUGCAGUCUGUGCCUUUGUUGAGCUACAGUAUUUACUCUGCGUUGUUGUAUCACCCUACCAGUCGAAUUAGCAGGAUAGGUUCCUUCUGCAGGCUGUGUUUUGUUGCCCAUGGGAGGAAACCCCUGCGGUUUCUAGGUUAGCGGCUGUACAGGUCGUUCCUUCUCCAAGAAAGUAUCCCAAGUUGUCUUGUUUUACUUUGAAUUUACGGGAGGUUUUGCAGUCGUAUGAAGCCCUUUAGUGGGAACAUUACCAAGAUUGCUCUUUUCCUAUUAUAUUCCUAAGUGAAUACAUUUGUGAAGCUGUCAACUUUGUAAUGAGCUCAGUGAAUUGAAUUCCACUAUAAAUCCUUGUUAUUGAUGAUGA
Molecule: messenger RNA, 3154 nt
Organism: Phragmites australis (common reed)
Lineage: Eukaryota; Viridiplantae; Streptophyta; Magnoliopsida; Poales; Poaceae
Product: protein PAT1 homolog
Exons: 5
Coding region: 118-2580 (820 amino acids)
Biological process (GO): P-body assembly; deadenylation-dependent decapping of nuclear-transcribed mRNA
Cellular component (GO): P-body
Molecular function (GO): RNA binding
Source: RefSeq, a predicted model, not a curated record